AUGGUUGGGAUUCCUUUCCGACCCGGUCCUCGAGCCUUUCCGAGACUCUCUGCUCGGCGGUGGCUGAGGGACUACGGGCCUGGGGGAUAUAUAUGAAAGGUAGAGAGUAGUCUCAUGAAAGUGAGUGUGAAGUGUUUCCCUCGUCAUAACAACUAUACCCCUAUACUUCGUUAGCGCACCCCAAUAUCGACAAGAUGUUCGUGAAGCCGCUUCGUCUUCUUAGCUGGGCUGCAGCUUUUAGCUCUGUAUCAGCCUCUAUCUCGUCAUCAGAUGUACGAGUUGACGUGCGAGACGCACCAGGGUCUUCAUCUGUGGAUACCAUUCGUGCCCUUCGACGGUCUCUCAUAGAACUAAAACUUCGUGGGAAAGAUACGGUCCUUAAGAACAGUACAGAUUUAAGCAAAAGUUGGAAUGGUGCAACUCUUCUUAGCAUCCCUUAUGAGCACGACGCGAAGAACAAUGUCACGAUAAGCGCGGGGGUAGAUAUAACAUGUACAACAUGUUAUGUCAAGGGAAAAGCGACGGCAGAAUUCAGCAUUGAAAGUGACUACAAUGUUACGCAGAUGUUAGGAAACUUCACGAGCGAAGUGGGAGAUGAGAUUUUAAACACAACCAACCAAGUCAUCGACUACAUCGAAGAUUACUUCCCAACCGUUUUCCACAACUUCCAAGACGGCAUAGACCUAGACGAUUUUGACUUCCCUCCGAUCAACAUAUCCUUCAACGUUGACAUCCCGGAUAUACCCGAGUGCCGCCUCCAGUUCAAGUUCGACGAUCUGGAGCUGUAUAUGCUCGUCGAUACCGUGCUAACGGCUGGCGCAACUUACAACUUGAACCUUUUCACGUCAAAUACCCCCAUCGGAAUCUCUGCAAGCAACGACUUAUUCAUAGGCGUGGUUUUCACUGUCGACCUGAUCCUGAGCGUAGACACGGAGAUUGACAUCAGCAGCGGAAUCCACAUCAAGUCAGAUGAUGGUAUUGGGCUUGACAUGGCCUUGUUUGGGCAGAAUGUCUCGAGCAUUACCUUCAACGGAGCCGAUUUCGAGUUUCUCCCAGUUACGGUCGAAAGUGCGGGAGGUCUUCUCAAGGCUGUCCUCCGCCUUGGAGUGAAGGCAGGAUUUGAGCUCUCGACUCCUUCUGUGGCCAUCCCUAGCUUCUCGUUUUCGACGAAGGCGAGCGCCGGCGUAGGUGUUAGCGUAUGGGCGGACGUCGCCGAAUUCGCAACAAACAUCACGGCAGUCACUGAUGACGAUGGAGACUGUCUCCUAAAGGUUGAGCAAACGUACCAGUUUGGCCUUGGUGCUGCUGCCGGGGCUACGCUUGCCAUUGGGCAAGAAACGUGGGGGCCAGCUCCUAGCACAAGCAUACCCAUCUUCACAACGACCAUAGCCGAUAUCUGCGCCAUCCAGCGCCGCACUCAAAUUACCACUGCUUCUACCCCCGCCAUCAGCGCUAGAGCGGGCGAUGAGCUAGAAACCACCACGCUUACCAAGAAGGUUACGUAUAGUGGCGUUGGCUGCCUCACUACGGGCUUGGUCAACUGUCCGCCAGCUUUGCAGACGACCACGAAAGUGACGAGUACCUUGACGCACGUCACCGCGGUACCUGCCAAUUCUAAGGCUACGUUCCCCGAGACUACGGGCACUACUGUCGCCAACCCCGUCCCCUUCGGCACCAACAGGAAGAAUGUCGAAGCCACGACCGGGUCUCCUGUGUCUUACACGGAGCCUCCCAAACCGACGUCGUCCUCGUCGUCGACGUCCGGGGGAAAGACUGCGGUCGCUAACGACCUCCCGCUCGGCGAGUCGCACGGCGUCGAUAACAGGAUCAUCAUCGGAGUUUGCGUCGGAGUCGGCGUACCCCUGAUUGCGGGCAUCAUUGCUGGUAUCUACUUCUGCCAGAGAAAGAAGAAGUAUACCGCAGUGGCUGGGACAGAUACGACUCACCUUGCCGCACCUGAGCCUUACAAGGGGGUUGCGUAUUAAGGGGAAGUAUAUCAACGAUAUGAAAAGGUAGAAAUGGGUUGGUACUAUGUAUUUAAUGAUAUCCCGUAAAGUUUCAUGGGUAUAGUAUGGGCGUUCGGGGCUACUUUAAAGUAUGACGAAGUAUUUCUAGGUAUUUCCGAGGUUGGGACAGGGUUGGUUUCAAGGUCCUAUAUGGGCAUAAGGGCGAGUUCAUGAUACCUUGGAUAUCCUAGCCAGGCACCGGGAUUAUUUUGACUUUGUGCGGAACUGUCGCUGUGCUCCUGACUAUAAAGGUGGCCUGGCGUAAAAGUUAGUUCAAAAUCAACGUUGUUACAGUCAGGAACCUACCUAACCUAGGCUGGAAGAUUUGAGUGAGACUGCUACUUUAUGCACUUACGGUGCGGUAGGAUCAAUAUU
Molecule: messenger RNA, 2381 nt
Organism: Daldinia caldariorum
Lineage: Eukaryota; Fungi; Ascomycota; Sordariomycetes; Xylariales; Hypoxylaceae
Exons: 5
Coding region: 195-1985 (596 amino acids)
Source: RefSeq, a predicted model, not a curated record